Molecule: messenger RNA, 6130 nt
Organism: Ctenopharyngodon idella (grass carp)
Lineage: Eukaryota; Metazoa; Chordata; Actinopteri; Cypriniformes; Xenocyprididae
Gene: ntsr1
Product: neurotensin receptor 1 (high affinity)
Exons: 4
Coding region: 148-1353 (401 amino acids)
Biological process (GO): neuropeptide signaling pathway
Cellular component (GO): plasma membrane
Molecular function (GO): G protein-coupled neurotensin receptor activity
Source: RefSeq, a predicted model, not a curated record
CAGACCUGUGAGAGCAAGUUCAGAGCAGUGACCAGUAUCUCACUAGCUUUACGCAUAGCUCACCAAAUGUACAAAUGUGAAACACUUUACAAGGAACGCGCUAUUAAUUUGUCAUUCGUUAUUAUGUGUUGAUAUUUAACGACUACCAUGGAGGUUAAUACUACGCUAUCAGGGCGCAACUUCAUAGACUUGCGCAUCUUAACGCAGAAACUUCUCUCUUCGGCGAACCGAUCCCAGCAAAUCCUGGACAAUGAAACGGAGCUCGUCUCCGAAGAGGAUCUGGACGUCAAUACAGACAUCUAUUCUAAAGUUUUCGUCACUGUGAUUUAUGUGCUAUUGUUUGUAAUUGGGUGUUUGGGGAACUCGAUCACCCUGUACACACUUCUCACGAAAAAAUCUCUUCAAAACCUCCAGAGUACGGUGCACUAUCACCUGGCGAGUCUGGCCAUAUCCGACCUGCUCAUCUUGAUCCUCUGCAUGCCCAUCGAGUUAUACAACUUCAUCUGGGUUCAUCACCCGUGGGCUUUUGGGGAGGCUGUUUGUAAAGGUUACUACUUUCUUCGGGACGGCUGCUCGUAUGCAACGGCGUUCAAUAUCGCCAGCCUGAGCGUGGAGCGCUUCAUGGCCAUCUGCCACCCGUUCAAGGCGAAGAGCAUCAUGUCGCGGAGCCGCACCAAGAAACUCAUCAGCGCCAUGUGGGUCGCGUCUUUUCUCCUGGCCACUCCGAUGCUUUUCACCAUGGGACAGCGACUGAUGAAGGAUGAGCUUAUAUGCACCACCAUCGUGUCCUCGAUAACUGCUAAGACCGUUCUACAGGUGAAUGCCUUCCUGUCCUUUGUGGUUCCCAUGGCACUGAUCUCCGUAUUAAAUGGAGUCAUAGCCAGUCAGCUGCUGCGCAUGUUUCGGGAGUCUGCCCAGGACAAUCGCAUCUGCAUCAUCGGAGGCAACGCUACUAUGCUUAGCGUCGCUGUUGAACCCAACCGUGCCCAAUCAAUGCGCCAUGGAGUCAUGGUGCUGCGUGCCGUGGUCAUUGCUUUUGUGGUGUGCUGGUUGCCGUAUCAUGCUCGAAGACUAAUGUACUGCUAUGUCACUGAAUGGACACAUGCUCUCUUCGAUUUCUACCACUACUUCUACAUGGUCACCAAUGUGCUCUUCUACGUCAGCUCGGCCAUCAACCCCAUUCUCUACAACCUCGUCUCGGCAAACUAUCGCCAAAUUUUUUUUUCCACGCUUCGCUACCUAAUCCUGCCGUGCCGCCAUGAUAAGCAGAAGCGCGUUCUCACCAGACACUCUAUCAGCAUCUGCAGCAACCAGACCUUCUCCACUAAUGUCAUCAAAGAAACCAUUUACUGAACACUGUCAAGAUUCAGCCAUUCCAUUCCUCUAUUUCACCCAGCCAAGGAGAGACCACUGAAGCGAAGCAUGUUUUCAUAGUGAGUUAUUAUUACAAGAAUUUAUUAUAUUUGUCUUACUGAAUCACCAAAUGGAGCUUUUGUGCAUUGGCGCCAGAGACACUUACCGUGUUUAUGGGAGGAAAUGUAGCACAAAAUACACUAAAUAAUGAGCCGAAACAGUGUAAAUACAAAUAUAUAUAUACAUAUAUAUAUAUAUCAAAUGUAUAUCCAGAUGUUCAUUGUUUCUCAUUUGAAAUAUGAAAUAUAACAAUGUUGUGCAGCUAAAUGAGUGAAAAGAGAAAAAAAUAUUAUGAAGGGAACAGACUGCAGACAGUUGCUGUUUUGUACCCAGAGUCCUUAUAUCCAGCUGAUUUAACACUGGAAUAACUGUGAACACAAGGACAUACACCAUUUUGAAUUUAAUUUUAUUCACUGGCACACAACAAGGAUAUUCAAAGUGGAGGCUGCUACAUUGUCAAAGAAGUGACUCUUGCUCGCAACACACAGAGACACUGUCACCAUUCCGUAGCCUUAGCAACAGUCUACAUACAAAGAAGGCAGUGCUCUUGUGUGAAAACCUGAAGAAGAAUGCUCUGUACCACAGGAUGACGGGUAUAAUUGAUUCUCUCAUUCUAAAGUAGCUUCAUUUAAACACUGCCUUGAUUUGCAAUUUGCAGACAGAGAGAGAGAGAGAGGGGAGAGUCUUCAGUGAUAAAAUAUGCAGCAUGGGCUCAUUGGAAAAACGUGUUAAAGUGUACCUAUACAUACAAUUCACUGCAGUUUCCAGCAGAAAUGAACACUGGCAGCAGUAAAACACCAACAACUUUUAUUCCUUUUUACACAAAUUAUUGUUACAAGGGCAGAUUGUCAAUUAAUAAAGACUUUAUGUUUAGUUCCUUGCACAGUACUAUUUUAUAACCUAAAAAAACUAAUACAUUUUUACAUUUGCAUCACAUAAUAUAUGUAUGGUUUUUCUGCCAUAGCAAAAUUGCUCUGUAGCUCACCUGGUACAGCGCUGCACUUGCAAUGUGACCACAAGUCAUGAUAAAAGAGCUUAAAGGCUUGUAAAAGCAAACAAAAAUGGCCUGUAUGCUUCAGCAAAAGCGUUUUUUUUUUUUUUUUUUUUUGACUCAUGUUUGCUUUUGUUAACAAUAUUGGUCAGGUUUAGUGUUGUGUUGUCUCGGUACCCAAAUUUCAGUAGUGGGUACAAAUGACAGUAAAAUUGAAUGGGUUUUAAUAACAAUUUCAGUACUGUGACGAGUCAGAAGGGUGUUGAUCCAUUUGCAGUUUAUUGAAGUGCUCAGACAAAGACAUAAACCAGGUAACAGGCAAAGGGUCGUGGCAGGCGGCAGACAGCAUGAACAGAAACAGGCAGGAGGUCGAGGCAGGCGGCAAACAGGAAUAAACAGUACACAGGCAAAGUUCGAGGCAGGCAGCAAGAAUCACAAAACAGGUAACAGUCCAAGUCAGUAACAAUAACUCAAACAGGGAAUAACGCUCAGAAAUGACAACCGUGGCUAAUCAAGACUUCGCAAUGAGAGUGAGUGUGAGAGCAGCUUAAAUAGUGAGAGUGAGAGAGAUGAUUGGCUGCAGGUGCGCGGGUGAUCAGUCCCAGGUAUGUGGGUGCAUGGGAAAUGUAGUCCAAUGAGAGCUAAUAUUCGGGUGACGGCUCCCUCUGGCGGUUCGGGAGAUCUGGUGCAGGUGACUCAAUCGUGAAAGGUACCACAGCAAAAACGGUUUUACUAUUUAAAAAAUAAAAUUGUUAAAUAAAUGAAAUAAGUCAAUUAUUAAUUAUUUGACAGCUUUCAAAUACUGUUCAGUUGAGUAAACACUGCAUUAAAAAUCAAAUGAAAAGUUAGUAAUAAAAUGAAAAACAAAGAAAAACAUUGUAGGUCACAGAACAAGUGGCAGGUUUAUUGCACUUACACUGCAAGACUUAAUGCACAGAUCUAUUUUGACAUAUCAGAUUUUUUUUUGUUGUAUCGUUCGUUACUAUGGUUAUCACAAUGUCAAACACUGAAAUUUCAGUUCAGUUCUGCUUUUUAAUACAGUUGUUACUCCUGAAACUUUGCAGUGUGUAGCAGCAUUAAAAAAUAAAUCGGUAACACUUUACAGUAAGGUUUAUUAGUUAACUAGUUAACAUGAACUAAUAAUGAACUGCACUUAUAUAGCAUUUAUUAAUUUUUGUUAAUGUUAAUUUCAACAUUUACUAAUACAUUAUUAAAAUCUCGUUAACAUUAGUUAAUGCACUGUGAACUAACAUGAACAAACAAUGAACAGCUGUAUUUUCAUUAACAAACAUUAAUGAAGAUUAGUAAAUACAGUAACAAAUGUAUUGCUCAUGGUUACUUCAUGUUAGUUACUACAUUAACUAAUGUUUAACUAAUGAACCUUAUUGUAAAGUGUUUCCAAUAAAUCUUUUAUUCAAAUUAUGAAUGGGUUGCUCUCCCGUUAUAAUCAUUGAAGCUGAUUUCAUUUCAGUUCAGCCACAGCAUAAGCUCACUGACUGAGUGAAAACAGAGAGAAACCGUUAUAAUCAAAAGAGCUGUCUAUACUGCACAAUGAAUCUCUUAUUUAUGUCUCUGAUUGGCCAUUGUGUUCAUUCUCUCAACUAACAUUUCUGUGUUUGGCUACAGUGCAAAAACAUGUUGUAAAUAGAAACUUUUGACACUCUUCAGAGUGCUCACAUAAACACGCAUGGGAGUGGUUGAAAGUAGCUGUCAACAAGCGGGUACCAAAUUGACCCGAAUUGACCCUGCAGAAAGCCUGGUAUCAUUACUUUUUUCUAAAACUUUUAUAAAAGUAUCGACUUGGUACCAAAGUACUGGUACUUUUAACAGCACUGCAACAUAAUAUUUAGCGACAUAAUAUAAUUUUACAGAAAUGUGAGAGGUUUCUCACUGCAGAGCCAAUGGGUGGAGCUUGACAUCCAGCUGCCCCUAUCUGGACCUUAGCCCAUGUAACAUUAACCCUAUCCCUAAACUUAAUUACGUUAAUCAGACUAGAUCCAGCUCCACCCAUUUGGGUCUGCAGUGGGUACCACUGGGUACCAUGUUUUUCCAAUAAGCCUGGGUUGAGAAUAUGGUUGCUGAAAGAAAAAGAAGUAGCACUUUUCAGGUGAUCUCUUUGAGUUCAUCUCUUAAAAAGUUUGGCCAGAAACUUCAGCUGAGCUUUACAUCAAACACACCCAUCGGUCACAGGGAACCAUUUAGAGAGAGAUGAGUGGGCUAGAAUGGUAGAUAGAAGGCCUGUGACGAUGUGGAUAAUGGAAUGUGAUAAAACUAAAGGAAAGCCAGAGAAAAAAAUUGAAAAUGGGAUAGUCUGCACUUUCUUGUGCCUUAGAAGUGAGGAUGAGUAAGAUGAGGGAGCUCUCUAGUUUAUGGUGCAGUGUAGGUAGCUGAUUUUCCAUAAACUGAUGUAGAUACAAAAUCACACACAAAAAAGAAGAUUAUAAAAAAAAUAUGAAGUUGGAAAUGAGGAAGGGUAGACCAUUUGAUUCAUGUUCCUAGCUUGUGAAUGGCCAACAUUGUGCUGAAGUUAUAGCAAAAGUAAUCACUUUCAGUUACUGAUUUCAUUAGCAUAUUUGCAGUCACUAUUAAUUUAUUUCACAAGUGAAAGUAUCCAAUAACAGGGCUGUUUCCAAGAUAAAAUAAGCGAUAUUCAGCUGGUCAUGUGAUCUCAACACAGGUGCACCCAUGAGUCAAUCUACUCCGUGUAAAAUAACAUUUUUGUUAGGCUUCUUAUAUUACUGGAUUCUUGAUGUGAAUAUAUAUGGACCACAUUUUGGCACCGUCUGGUUGAAAUUCAUCUAUAUAAACCACCGUGAGCGAAUUCUAGAGAACAGGGUGGAUAUUCACAGCAGGAAAGAAGCUGAGCACUUGAGUGGAGUUGUAGACCUGUAUGUUGAAGUAUACUGAAUGGAAAAAAAGUGUAUAACGUGGGUAUGAUGGCCAGGGCUGUAAGGGCAGAGCGAGCUACAUAAAAAAAAAAAAAAGAAGAAAAGGAGAAAGCAAACGUUAUGACAGACCACCUGCUGAGGCUGUAGAGAAAACAAGGCCAACACAGUAAGAAAGGUUCAAAUGUUUGCUUGAUGGCUCUCUGGGGUAUCCUGAGAAAUAACAGCCAUGUGGUCUGGUAUGUCUAACUCGUUUUGUUUUAGAUUAUCUAGAUAUUUGUCGCUAUGACUUUUUUAUUGUAAUUUUAUUGUUGUUGCCUUCAAAUCGAUACCUUUCUCUAUGUGAGCCUGAAAUAAGGCUACGCUAUAACAAAUUUUUAUGGCGCUAAACUGACUUUACAGUGUUUUAGAUCAGUAGUAAUCAAAUCACAGUUUAGACUGUGCCUCCAUGCUCAUAGUGUCAUCAAUCAAUGCAUUCAAAAGCCAUCUGAAUCAAUACAAUCUAAAUUCCACAGUUGAUGUUUACUCUGUUUGUGGUAUAUGUAACAUUCUGUGGGGAAAAAUUAAAUAUGUUAGUACUGCAGUUAAUACUGGGUUUGAAUAGUGUAUAUGUAUUGAUGUUGAUUUGUCUUGUUAUUAUUUCCUAAAUUAAGACUGAAGUUCACAUUUUUAUUCAUUUGGGAGAACAAUUCUGAAUAAUAAAUUGUUCAAAAAGCUUUUCUUCUGCAUCACACUUUAAUUGUUUAUCAAGCUUGUGAUGUUUAAUAAUGGAUUUCUGGCAGUCCACUAAAAUAUAAUGAGUUUGUUUUGGAAAUAAUUGAAUAAAAAUGGAAUUACGUUU